GGGAGAUAUGCCAGAACAAAUCCAAUAAAUUGAGGUCAGCCGGAUUCUCGAGCUUUCCCAGUGGGCAUUCAUCUUUUGCGUUUGCAGGAAUGACAUAUUUGACCCUCUGGCUAUGUUCCAAGUUUUCGAUCGCGUUCCCAUACCUCGCUCACUGCCCAGUCAAGCACGACCUGGAGGAUGAGGAACGAGUUUUCCCGUUUCAUACUGGGCCAGCAGAAAAUAGAUCACCUUCUAUUCGAAACGAGGGAGCUGCUCCGCCGGCAUAUACGCUUAUUAUUGCACUUGUGCCAAUUUCGGUUGCCACCUUCAUAGCUGCUUCUCGUUGGUUCGAUCAUCGCCAUCACGGUGUCGAUAUUGUAUCCGGAUCCGCCAUUGGUAUUUUCUUCGCCUGGAUCGGUUUCCGUUUAUACAACCUUCCCAUCAAACGCGGCGCAGGUUGGUCUUGGGGGGCAAGAAAUAGCCGACAUGCUUUCUAUAAGGGAGUCGGUAUUCCCAGCCACACUGGCAGCAAUAAUUGGGCGAGUGAACAGGAUACCGAAAACAGGAUAUUGGUGUAAAGGGUUUGACGAUCUCGCAGCGACGAAAAUAAUGGCUGACGAAUCUAUUUUUGACGUAUAUUGGAGAUAUCCUUGGGAUUGGCAUUUGUCCCCUGUCUGGUGAUGUGAAUUUGAGUAUUUGCCGUGUAUAUAGAGGGACUGCAUGCGUAAUAUGCUCCAUAUUUAUAUGAACAUAGCUCAAACCAGUUGGUGUCGGAUGAGACCCUGCUCUGGAAUUACCUCCAUCCACCAACUCUCCCCUCAUCCCAUCGAGCUUUGGCCUCUCUCCUAGCAGCCAGUUUCGCAGACUCGGCCCUGACUCGUCUCACCCAAUCCGCGACCUCCUUCUCCGUAGCCCGCCCAUGAUGACCCUCUUCGAGAAAGCUCUCUUCCACUGCUUGACAGACAGCCUCUUGCUCCGAGAUACCCGCCGC
Molecule: messenger RNA, 970 nt
Organism: Aspergillus wentii DTO 134E9
Lineage: Eukaryota; Fungi; Ascomycota; Eurotiomycetes; Eurotiales; Aspergillaceae
Exons: 3
Coding region: 90-557 (155 amino acids)
Biological process (GO): phospholipid metabolic process
Molecular function (GO): phosphatidate phosphatase activity
Source: RefSeq, a predicted model, not a curated record